Messenger RNA from Neurospora crassa OR74A, 489 nucleotides. RefSeq lists its product as hypothetical. The record is from RefSeq and is a predicted model, not a curated record. The transcript is spliced from 2 exons. The coding region runs from base 1 to 489 and encodes 162 amino acids. Lineage: Eukaryota; Fungi; Ascomycota; Sordariomycetes; Sordariales; Sordariaceae.
AUGUCCACCUCAACCUCCGGCGGAGCUUCCUUUGUCGUCCAACCUCCCGAGUUCAUUCUGACUGAGCAAAAUAUCAACAUCCUCGCCGUCGUCCGAUACGGGCCCUUACCUCCCACGCUACUCCCAGAGGACCUUCACGCCUUGCUCUGCCUCGGAAACCCGGACGCCAAGCCUUUGGCAGACAGGACCGUAUACCCAGUCCAAACAGGCCAGGGCCUGGCCGUCACCGGUGUGGCUCUCCCUGGGGAGGAAGAUAGGCACGGGGCACCAUAUGCCUUUUUUCUCUUUCACAACGCCAAGUUUCCCAAGGAGGGUAAUUACAAGGUCGGCAUUUCAAUCAAUGAGGACAAGAUUGACUUGACCAAUUUGGCGCAGCUUUGGUCGAGGGAGUUUACGGUGGGCGAGGUGGCGGGGGAUAUGAGACGUUCUCCCGGUGAACAACGGAUAAUCGACAAGCUUAAGGAUGCCGGGGUUUUUGGUGCGAACUAG